GUCCCCCCGGAAAUUGACCCACCAAAGAACAAGACACGGGGAGAAAAUCAGGAACCAGCUCCAAAAAAGUGUCUAAAGUGUAAACAACGGUCCAAAAAGAGAUGUGGUGGGUCUCCAUACACUAUUAAAUGCCCACUGCGUUUGAGCUGUGAAAGAAAAUAACUGCCAAGAUGCCUGCAGUGUCCACCAGCCCCAAGGACCUAUACCUGUCCACGUCUCUGGGUGAUCUAAACAAGAAGGCAGAGGUUAAACCAGACAAGAUCACCACAAGGAGUUAUAUUCAGAGUGCCUGUAAACUCUUUAAGGCAGCAGAAGAGUGCCGCCUGGACAGAGACGAGGAGAAGGCUUACGUAUUUUAUAUGAAGUAUUUAACAAUUUAUGAUGUUGUUAAAAAGAGACCAGACUUCAAACAACAACAGGACUUUUUUAUGACAAUGCUUGGACCAAACAGCAUUAAAAAAGCCAUUGAAGAAGCAGAGAAACUCUCAGAAAGUCUCAAACUCAGGUAUGAGGAAGUUGAGGUGCGCAAAAAGCUUGAGGAAAAAGAAAGACUGGAAGAGAAGAAGAGAAAGGAGGAGAUGACAGAGAAAGAGAGUGGUCGAUCCUCUCCCAAAACGACAGGCAAAAAGGACAUUAAGAAGGUGAAGGAAGGACAGAAUGAAAUAAAGAAUACAACUCCAAAAGCUGUGACACCAGCUGGGGGCAUCACAGCAGAGAGACUGUUCGCUCUGAUGAAGGACCAGACGAUCUCGCUGAUGGUGAUGGACGCUCGGACAUUUAAAGAUUUCGAAGACUCCCACAUCCAGGUCCCAGCUCAGACCUGCAUCAGCGUCCCAGAGGAGGCAGUCAGCCCGGGAAUCACUGUGAAUCAGAUUGAGGCGAAGCUGCCGGACCUGUCCAAAGAGCCCUGGAGGAGGAGAGGCUUUGUGGAUUACAUCGUUUUACUCGACUGGUUCAGCUCCGUCUCAGACCUGGCCCUUGGCAACACUCUGCGGAGCCUCAAAGACGCACUGUUUGUGUGGGACAGUAUGACUAUCCUUCGCAGCGAGCCCUUGGUUUUGGAGGGAGGCUACGAGAACUGGCUUCUGUUUUAUCCAAUGUACACGACAAACUCCAAAGUCAAACCCCCAAGACAAACCUUCACCAACACACUGCCUCAAUUGAAUUUCAGCUACCCCACCCUUGAAGACCCCAAGCCUCCACCCCUUCCUCAGCCCGAGCCGCAGCACCGCCCUGAGCCGGUGGAGCCCUCUGACCCUCCGAUGGUGAAUGGCGUAGCUUGUGCAGAUGCCCCGCCCCCUCAGACCGCAGUGACAGACAGACAGGCCGACGCUGUGGACUCACCAGGGACAGGACCAGAGCUCAGCAAGAAGACAUCGGGCCCAACGAGCCAGUCGCCGGUCAUAACCAAAGCAUUCCCUCAGUUUGACCGCACCAAGAAGCCCUCUGUGAGAAUAGUGGAAGAGCCCAAACCUAGUGUGAACGGCGCAGCCAAAGAUUUGACCCAAAACGGACCCACGAUCCCAGACCGCUCUGUCAAACCCUCCGUGACCCCAAAUCAAAUGCACAACGAGGCUGCGGCAGAGAUGGAGCAAGCCAGGCAGGAGCAGGAGAGGAAAGAGAGGGAGCUGAAGGAAAGACUCGAACGAGAGAAUAGUGAAAAGAUGAAGAAGGAGGAAGAGGAGAGGAAGGAGAAGAAGAAACUGGAGCGACAGAAGGCGGAAGAGGUGGAGGACAGCAAAGGAGAGAGAGAGCGCAGAGGCAAAGAUGCAAACACAGACACACCCUCAAAAAGCAUGUCCCUGGAUUCGCCCGCGCCAAACCACCUCGUCAGUGAGAUAAAGAGGGAACCACUGACCAGAGCAAGAAGUGAGGAGAUGGGCAGAACUGUACCUGGUCUACCUGUUGGAUGGAUGAAGUUUCUUGACACAGUGACGGGCACGUACCGCUACUACCACUCACCAACAAACAUGGUCCACCUCUAUCCACCAGAGGUCACUGUUCCCCAGACUCCGCCCUCAACUCCUCCUACCGUCCAAUCCAAACCCAAAUCUCUUGAACCAGACGCGAAAAUUGAGCGGGAACGCGAGCAGUCAAAAUUGAAACGCUCCUACUCGUCUCCGGACAUCAGCCAGGACCUGCGGGAGGAGGCCCAGAAGAAAGCCACAGCCCCCAUCACCGCUACUGUCACCCCCACAGUCAACAGAGAGACCAAACCAACAGCUACUAAAGUCUACCAGAAGGUGGAGAUAGUGCGACCGUCCGCUGCCAAACUUCGAAAUCUUAACCCAACUUUUGGAGGCAUGGGAGCGUCUUUGACCGGACUCCGUAACCUAGGCAACACCUGUUACAUGAACUCUAUCCUCCAGUGUCUCUGCAACACUCCCGCCAUGGCCGACUACUUCAACAACAACUACUACUUGGAGGACAUCAACAGGUCUAACAUCCUGGGACACAAAGGGGAGGUGGCAGAGGAGUUUGGGGUGAUCAUGAAGGCGUUGUGGGCUGGUCUGUACAAAUGCAUCAGCCCCAGAGACUUUAAAAUCACCAUCGGAAAAAUCAACGAACAGUUUUCAGGCUGCGACCAACAAGACUCACAAGAGCUGCUACUGUUUCUGAUGGACGGACUCCACGAGGAUCUCAACAAGGCGGAUAACAGGAAGCGUUACAAGGAGGAGGAGAACGACCAUCUUGACGACCAGUCUGCGGCGGACGUGGCCUGGAACAAACACAAGGCUCUGAACGAGUCCAUCAUCGUGGCUCUAUUUCAGGGACAGUUCAAGUCCACGGUCCAGUGCCUCACCUGCCACCGCAAGUCCAGGACUUUUGAGACCUUCAUGUACCUGUCCCUACCCCUCGCCUCCUCAUCCAAGUGCUCACUACAGGAUUGUCUUAGGCUUUUCUCUAAAGAGGAAAAGCUCACGGACAACAACAAAGUGUUCUGUCGACACUGCAAAGCUCAUCGAGACUCGACCAAGAAACUGGAAAUCUGGAAAGUCCCACCCAUUCUUCUUGUUCACUUGAAACGUUUUUCAUACGAGGGCCGGUGGAAGCAGAAGUUGCAGACAUCGGUGGACUUUCCUCUGGACUGUCUAGACUUGAGUCAAUAUGUGAUUGGACCCAAACAGAGCCUGAAGAAAUACAACGUCUACGGAGUCUCUAAUCAUUAUGGGGGUCUGGACGGCGGGCACUACACCGCCUACUGCAAGAACGCCGUGAAGCAGCGCUGGUACAAGUUUGACGAUCACGAGGUUUCCGAGCUCUCCACCUCCUCGGUCAAGUCCUCCGCAGCCUACAUCCUAUUCUACUCCACUCUCUGAUGUCUUAACUCAAACUCAACGCUCUAAAAUACUACUACCACUACUACCACUACUACUACUACUACAACUACACAGAGCAGCGACUCUUGUCUAUGUAUGGAUUAAGAGAUCUUGGUUAAUCUGCUCUGGAAUACGCUGCAGAGUAUAGGGAGUAGUUUUUGAACGCGGAGAUGUGAGAAAGUGGUUCUGACAUCUCGGGAGAGCUCCAAUGCUUUUACAAGUGCGUAGAGGAACAGUCACCAGUCGUGUAGUGGGCUCCUGACUGCUCUGACAGUCGAUGUAAGGCUGUACUUUCAGUUGCUGCAGGCUCAUUCAUACUGUGUAAUAUUCAUAAGGGUUAGCCGCCUUGUACAUAACCUUCCGAUGCUAAAAUUGCACAUAUAAAAAUGUAAAUAGUCAAAGGGCAAAAGAUGAGACCUGUUUUAAGUGACCAAAUUUCUCCUUCUAAUGUAGUAGCCAUCAUGGUAUUAUUAACACAUGGAGUUUUUUUCUGAGCCAUGGAGGGGAUAUUGAAAUUGUUUAUUGUUCUGAUUAUUAUCCAAACACAUUUUUUGCACUUACAAUAUGCAAUCGAUCUAGUUUAUGUAGAACGCGCUGUUUAGUAUCUUUGAAAUGACACUCGCUUUAGCCUUUAAACUGGUUUUGAGUGGAGCACUUGUGGAAAAAAUGUGUAUUAGUUACUACAGUUACCAGUCUAUUACUUUUCAUGGCCACAUCUGCACCAAACCUUUAGUUUAUUACAAUACCGCAUACAGCACUUUGUAUUUAUUUCACAAUGUAAAAAACAAAUAUCUGAAAUUACUCUCUGCCCCUUGGACCAUUGUUGAAAGACAUCCCACUAAGUAAUUUAACUUUUGUCAAAAUUACUGAAUACUUUUAAAGGUGCGCUGUGUAACUUUUCUGGUAGGGGGUCUGCACCUCCUACAAGUUAUUGCUUUGUCUGCAAGGUUCCGUAUUCUGGCAUUAAAUGUACUACAGGUGUUUUUAUUGCUCAAAAAUACCUUAAAAACAUAUAAAAUGUUGUUGUGAGCGGGGGGACGCCUCUCCACAGAUCUGAACUGUAACUUGGCCUGGAGGUGUCAACUGCUUUUCAUCGUGAAGAUGGAUAAAUUUAAUACUAUACUGUGGAACAUUCCAAGCAAAGCAAUAAUUAAUAAUAUAAUUUCCUUGGAAACAACCAAGGGGUGGACCCUGCACCAGAAAGUUACAUAAUGUGUCUUUAAUGUCCCUAGCCUAACACAAUCAAACAAAUACAAAACAGGACUCCCUUUUGUUCUCCACUCUUGGUCAAUGUGAGUUCAUAAAACAUUCAAACCAUCUUUAAUCCCAAAUUAAACGGGAGGUUAACUGGCUCUGUUAACAACUGUAUCUGACCAGUUCCAAUCACAGGGACAGACAGAGCGACCAGUUCUGAUGUAAUGUCUAUGAGGCUUUUGCUAAAAUCACUAAAUCUUGACAGAACAGGCAGUGGACAGGGAGCUGCAGGUGUGUAAGGGGUCAGAGGUCAGAGGUAAGGGGGUUAGCAUCAGGCAGUGAACAGGGAGCUGUAGGUGGAUGUCACUGACAACGUGUUAAACAUUUUAUAAAUGUGAGGAAAACUUCACCUGGCACUUCUGCUUUUAGAAAGGGACGUCUUUGUAUGUUGGGGCUAAUGCUAAUGCUAAUUUUGGAGCCUAAUGAAUAUUUAAAUAACGCCACUGACUGAAAUAAUCUACACCAAUUGGGUCAUUCUUACAAGAAAUGUAAUUUUGUUGUUAUGCUACAAUGUUUUAAUAGACGUUAGCAUUAGCAUUAGCGCUGACACACAAAGACAAAAAGUAAAAGAAGUGUCGUCCAGUGAAGUUUUACUCAUUUAUAAAGUGUUUAACAUGUUGUCACUGACAUCCACCUGCAGCUCCCUGUCCACUGCCUGAUCCCAACCCCCUUACCUCUGACCUCUGACCCCUAACUCACCCGCAGCUCCCUGUCCACCAGUUACUCACGGUACUUAUUUUUGAUUGGCCGAAAUAUCAAAAAUGUCAAUAUAUUUUUAAGUUGUCCCUCAAAUCCAACACAUGGCCUCUUCUGAUAAUUGAGGAUCUAAACAAAUUCAUAAUAAAGUUUAGUUGACAUUCACAAGUGCUACUCCAAUACUCAGAUGGACCAUAAUGUGGUGAGAUGGCCCUCUGUUACUGUUUCACGCCUAUAACACUUGUCUUAUAUCUAACAUUAACAUCACUAUAAAAUAAAAGGGUUAUUUCUACCUGGUUUGAUGCUAGUAUAAAGGUGCACUAUGUAACUUUUCUGUUUGGGGGCAUCUACCGCUUGCUUGUCUCCAUGGAGAUACUGGAUUGCCUGGAAUGUUUAACAGUAUGGCAUCAAACAUAUCUAACAUCAGCUCUAAAAUAACUUGGAAAAACACGCGUUCUUACUGUGAAUGGGGUCGCUUCUCCGCGGAUCUGACCUGUAACAUGGGCUGAGGGUGUCUUUGCUUGUCUCCAUGGAGAUAGAUGCCAUAAUAUAGAACAUUUGAGGAGAAGCAAUAACCUGUAGGCCAAACGGUGACAGACCCAGAAAAGUUCCAUUGUGUACCUUUUCAAGUAUUUGGGUGGUUUGAGGUUGGUUGAGUUGUCUUCAUCUGUGUGUUGUCUUGGAAACCAUUUAGCACAGUAAUUGUCUGUUGGACUUUGGACAGAGUAAUGGACCAGGAACCGGAUUUGCCUGGAUCGGACUCGUGGAACUGUCUUGCCUCGCAUGACAUCAUAAUGAUCUGUUUCUUGUACUUGUUCAUUUUAUUUCUAAUGCUCUAAAAUCGUUUCCAAUAUAACGAAUAUAUUAACCAACUUAUAUGACUAUUUAUUAAAACGGCU
Molecule: messenger RNA, 6169 nt
Organism: Periophthalmus magnuspinnatus
Lineage: Eukaryota; Metazoa; Chordata; Actinopteri; Gobiiformes; Gobiidae
Gene: usp8
Product: ubiquitin specific peptidase 8
Exons: 19
Coding region: 171-3320 (1049 amino acids)
Biological process (GO): endosome organization; protein K48-linked deubiquitination; protein K63-linked deubiquitination
Cellular component (GO): dendritic spine; extrinsic component of endosome membrane; cytosol
Molecular function (GO): cysteine-type deubiquitinase activity
Source: RefSeq, a predicted model, not a curated record